AUGAACAGGGAAAAAAGAGAUAGAAAUUAUUUAUUUAAAUUAAUUUUAAAUAAUUUGGUCGUUAGAAUAAAUGUAUUUAAAUUUAUACCGGACAUUCAUUUACAUUUAAAUUAUAGAACGUUCAACUAUGAACAGUUGUGUAAAAGAUCGAAGCUGUUGGUUGAAUAUGGAUAUCUAGAGCUUCUAGAGAAACAACACAACCCUUUCGAAUGUAGAAUGAGCGAUAUCACCUAUUUCUUAUCGUUGUCGAGGUUGGCUGCAAAGAAAGGUCGUAUUCCCGUGAUUGAAUACCUCUCAAAGAUGUCGGGUUCUUUCUUCUAUGGCGACGAAGUGAAGUAUGCUGCCUAUGCAAAUCAAUGGGAAGCUGUUAGAUAUCUACUGUUGAAUAGGUUAGAUCAAUUCACAGAUGUUAGACGUUCACUCUUAGCAAAGAUUGCUCAGUUGGAAAGUGGUGGCGACGUUUCUUCAGAUUUGACAAUGGAGAUUGCAGAUCUACUGCUGAAUCGAUCGAAAUCUCUGUUGUUCUCUGCAAAGGAAUUGAUUAGCGCUAUAAACUACGCUAUUGCAAAUGGUAAUCUUAAACUGAUAGAGAUGAUCUACAAGAGUAAACAACAGCUGUUGGAUCGACCGGAUAAUAAUCCGUGGAAGUCGUUGGACGAUGGCAACGAUCAUAUCAAUCUGUUGGAUAGUGCAAUAAAGAAUGGACAGCUAGCGAUAUUCAAUUGGCUGUUGACAGUCAGGAAGGAACAACCGAACCUAGAGGUAUCGCUAAUGGUAGCAACUAGCAAUGGAAAGUUUGAUAUGGUUGAAUAUAUCUUGUCGAAAUAUAGCGACACUGCAGUGUCGGUACCGAAAAACAUUAUAAAGAUGGCAGCGCAAUACAAUCGAUUGGAUUUGAUUCAGAAGUAUUACAACAAUGAACUGGCAAGGAAUGCAAUCAACAAUGCUGUGGAAGCGGGUAAUACAGAGGUUGUGAGAUAUCUCAGGGUGGAGAAGAAACAGGUUGCAUCGGCAGGUUCACUUCUCGUUGCAAUAAAGAAAGGACAUUUGGCGACAGUGCAGUUUCUUCACGAGAAUCAUUGUGACGUUUUCAGUAAGAUGGCUAUGGAUACUGCCGCGCAAUACGGGCAUCUAAACAUCGUCCGAUUCCUACAUGAGAACCGCCGAGAAGGAUGUACUAUUAAAGCACUUUCACUGGCUGCAGGCAAUGGUGAGAUUGAAGUGAUUCACUAUCUCAAUAAGCAUUAUAGAUCAAUGAAAUUCACGGAAUCAAUCGAUAAAGCUGCGGGCAACGGUUGGUUGGAAACGGUUGUCUAUCUCUAUGAAACGAGAGGUGAGAAACCGACGUCGCUAGCGAUGGGAGAUGCUGUUAAGAAUGGCCAUUACCAAGUUGUUAAAUACCUGCAUACCAUCCGUAAGGAAAAGAGCUAUGUCAAUCAAUUGUCAUGGGCAAUAACAGAGAACUAUUUCAAUAUCGUAAAAUUCAUCGUGGAAUCAUCACCGGAUGGCGAUUGGAAUCAUUGGUACAAGACACUGGUGUCAUCGGCUACACGACAAUCCGAUGUAGACAUCCUUGAGUACAUGGAGAAUGAAUGUUAUCUAAAGAAGAAUAUGCCACUGCCAAGUUAUGUUAUGGAAUGCGAUUACAUUGUAAAGAGCGUUGGCAAUGUAGAGUUGAUAAACUAUCUACUUGGCGACCAUACAUAUCAACAAGAUCGCAUUGAAUCGAAAGCACUCUAUCCAGAGGAUAAAGAAGUACCUGAUUACCAAGGUAAUCUCUUUGAUCAGACUAUUAAAUAUCGAUUGCUACUGGUUAUGCAAUAUAUGUUGGAUACAAAUAACAAUGGUAAUGGUAAAGCGGUUCAAGUUACAAGUUCAACACUUAAUUGUGCCGUGGAACAUAGUACUGAACUCUAUGAGUAUCUUAGAGACAACUACCUGCAAGAUAAAUCGAUAAAGCUAACACAAGAAGUGGUAGACUCUGCCAUCAAAAGUAAAAACCUUUCACUUCUCGACUAUCUCAAAGAAACACAUCCUCAUCUCGACUAUUCAAAACAACAAACAACAACACCCAAAGUAUCAGUUGUAGAUCAAAAUCAAAAUACAUUAACUACCACAACAACCAUCAACAACAACAACAACAACAACAAUAACUCAAAUAAUAUUAAUGAAGAAGAAAUAGCUGACAAUUGGGAGAAUCUAUAA
Messenger RNA from Heterostelium album PN500, 2205 nucleotides. RefSeq lists its product as uncharacterized. The record is from RefSeq and is a predicted model, not a curated record. Gene Ontology annotation, molecular function: protein binding. Lineage: Eukaryota; Evosea; Eumycetozoa; Acytosteliales; Acytosteliaceae. The transcript has 2 exons. The coding region runs from base 1 to 2205 and encodes 734 amino acids.